Molecule: messenger RNA, 5962 nt
Organism: Dromaius novaehollandiae (emu)
Lineage: Eukaryota; Metazoa; Chordata; Aves; Casuariiformes; Dromaiidae
Gene: PPP3CC
Product: protein phosphatase 3 catalytic subunit gamma
Exons: 15
Coding region: 256-1821 (521 amino acids)
Biological process (GO): calcineurin-mediated signaling
Cellular component (GO): calcineurin complex; cytoplasm
Molecular function (GO): calmodulin binding; calmodulin-dependent protein phosphatase activity
Source: RefSeq, a predicted model, not a curated record
ACGGAGGGGGGGAGGAGGAGGAGGAGGAGGGCGGUGUGGCGGUGGGGGGAGGGGGGUGGGGAGGACCGCGGAGCCGCCGCCGCCGCCACCGCCACCGCCUGGGCACCGAGCGGAUCCCGAGGCCGCCGCCGGGGCCCGCUCAGCCGCCGGGAGCACCCCGAGGCACCCCCUCCUUUCGCAGCGAGGGGAGGGGGGAGGCCGAGGCCGGCCCUUGCUGGGGGGUGGCGGUGGGGGGGGACAGGCGGCACCACCACCAUGUCCGGGCGCGGCCACAACAAGCUGCCGACCACCGAGCGCAUCGUCAAGGCUGUCCCGUUUCCUCCCACGCAGCGGCUCACUCUGAAGGAGGUGUUUGAGGACGGGAAGCCUAGGCUUGACGUCUUGAAGAGCCACUUGGUAAAGGAAGGGCGCCUGGAAGAGGAUGCGGCGCUGAAGAUAAUCAAUGAUGGGGCUGCCAUUCUUAGGCACGAGAAGACAAUGAUCGAAGUGGAGGCUCCGAUCACAGUGUGCGGUGACAUUCAUGGGCAGUUUUUUGACCUGAUGAAGUUAUUUGAAGUUGGAGGAUCACCCAGUAACACCCGCUACCUCUUCCUGGGAGACUAUGUGGACAGAGGCUACUUCAGUAUAGAGUGUGUGCUGUAUUUAUGGAGUUUAAAGAUAAAUCAUCCCAAAACAUUGUUCCUCCUUCGAGGGAACCAUGAGUGCAGGCACCUCACAGAAUACUUCACGUUUAAGCAGGAGUGUCGAAUCAAGUAUUCAGAGCGAGUGUAUGAUGCAUGUAUGGAUACAUUUGACUGUCUUCCUCUUGCUGCCCUCCUAAACCAGCAGUUUCUGUGUGUUCAUGGAGGACUGUCUCCAGAAAUCACAUGUCUAGAUGACAUUAGGAAAUUAGACAGGUUUAAGGAGCCUCCAGCCUUUGGUCCAAUGUGUGACCUACUCUGGUCUGAUCCAUCAGAAGAUUAUGGUAAUGAGAAGACGCUGGAGCAUUUCACCCACAACACUGUUCGAGGCUGCUCCUAUUUCUACAGUUAUCCUGCAGUUUGUGAAUUUUUGCAGAACAAUAGUUUGUUAUCUGUAAUCCGAGCUCAUGAAGCCCAGGACGCUGGGUACCGAAUGUACAGGAAGAGCCAGACAACAGGCUUUCCGUCAUUAAUCACAAUCUUCUCUGCACCAAAUUAUCUAGAUGUCUAUAACAACAAGGCUGCUGUACUGAAAUAUGAAAACAAUGUCAUGAACAUCAGGCAGUUCAACUGUUCCCCUCAUCCGUACUGGCUUCCAAACUUUAUGGAUGUCUUCACAUGGUCUUUGCCUUUUGUAGGGGAAAAGGUCACAGAAAUGCUCGUUAACAUCCUCAACAUAUGCUCCGAUGAUGAGUUGAUUUCAGAUGGUGAUGAGACAUUGGAAGAUCACUACAUUUCAAGCUAUCAGAAAGGUGGGACAACAGUCCGUAAGGAGAUCAUCAGGAAUAAGAUUAGAGCCAUUGGGAAGAUGGCACGUGUUUUCUCAGUUCUUCGGGAGGAGAGCGAGAGCGUGCUGACCCUCAAAGGCCUGACCCCCACAGGUACACUGCCCCUGGGAGUGCUCUCAGGGGGGAGGCAGACCCUGCAGACUGCCACAGUAGAAGCGGUAGAGGCACGGGAAGCCAUUCGUGGAUUUUCACCGCAGCACAAGAUCCGCAGCUUCGAAGAAGCCAGAGGGCUAGACCGCAUUAAUGAACGCAUGCCGCCACGCAAAGAUUCAAUGCACUCAGACGGGCCGGUAAACUUGGUAACCUCAACAAACUCUGCAGACAAGAAUGGCACAGGGAAGAAAGCCCAGUAAUGGUCCGAACGCCCAAUCUGCACCACUAAAGGAUCCAAAACUUAAUGAAUUUUAUUUAUUUAUUAUUGGGGUGGGGUGGGGGCAGGGGAGAAACCAACUUCACCUGGAGGCACGUUCAUAAUCCAGUUUGCAUCCAUUCUGUAAGAAAGGUGACCAUUUUGUAAUUUUUUUAUUUAUGUUCAAUAUAUAAAAAGUCCAUCUUUUUUUAAUUUAGAAACCAAUCUAACUGCUAGUGCAUAUAUGAAGUGUUGUGCUGUACAGCUGACCUCUCCUCCACGAGAGGCAAACCUCUGUGGGGGGAUUAAAAGAAACAAAAACAGUCCCAGGCAACUUGGGUCGUUGACUUUGGUACAAUUCUGAGUUAGCCUGUGCUUUCAAAAGCAGGUUCUUUCAUUUAAAAUAGGGUUGGUUUGGGGUUUUUUUUUUUUUUCCACAAUUGUCUUCUUCCCAGAGUUUGCUGUUGUUUUCUUCAACUUCUUGCCUACCUGCAUCUGCUGCUUUAGCAACUGAUUCUGUGGAAGGCACGUUGCAAGGUGCAGCUGGCCCAGCCCCAUACUCUGCUUCAAAGGUGACAUCCAGAUGCAUAGUUCUGGAUUAGCUCUAAGGGACUCCAGUGUGUUACCCUAAUCAGAGUAGCUUUUUCCUCAGUAAGACAGUUUUAGUCCAGUGGAGCCAGGAAAAAAAAAAAAAGUAGCCUCUUAAAAAGAGCAGAAAGGCAGGUGGGAGAAGUGUUUUCCCUUGUUGCAGCUCUUUCUACAGCUCCGGUCUUUCAGAAUCCCUGCAGCGGCUGAACGCAGGAUGUGGUCAGUGCAGGCUGCCCGUGCAGCAAAAUCCCUCUGGGAAUCCCUCUGAUUCAGAGCAGAGGAAUUAUCUCUAGUCUCUAGUGAUCAACUGAUCUUUGGGAAAUCUGCAUUGCCUAAAUUUAACAGGAAGAAGGGGAGGGGUUAUAACUCGUGGGCAGAAAGCCCCCCGCCCCGCGCACUCCCACCCCUGCAUACGGCAGAGCCUUGGCAUGCUUCCCUGCGCCGUGGCCCUUGAGCCGGCCCUUGCCGAUGGGUGCACGAGCGGUGGGCUGCGUCGUGGUCUCCCUUUGGCCGGGAUCGCCUUCUUUUGGGGGUCCUUCGCCUUCCGUCCCGCUGGGCAACAUGGGCUUGUGGCAUCCCGUUGCCAGCUGCCUUGUUAUCCAGUGGCUACUCCUGUGACUCCAAGGGAGUGCUGGCAUCCAUCAGCCUUUGCCGACAGCCGGAGGGGGCUCGGCGGGCGCGCGAUGCCAGCGUUUCUGCGCGUGCUCGCGGCACCUCUCUCGGGGAGGCGGCAGCUCCUUGGAGGAGCUGGCAGAUCCCCUGGGUGCUGCUCCGGAGGGUUGAGCUUUGCAGCCGAGCUCUGCGGGUGAGACCGCCGAGGGUGUGCUCCGCGUUCACCCGCUCCGUUUCGUUGCGGCCAGGCCGGACUGCGGCCUGUCUGCUGCAUCCGCUGGUAGCUCUUGCUCCCUGCUGGCGUGGGAGACGGGAGGAGACUUAGGCCAGUAAAUACCCGGUGCAGGCGAGGCUGCUCUGCUCCGGAGGCAGUAGCGUGGGAGCCAAGGAGAGGCGACUCCUGCUUUGGAUGACGAGCAGCACCGCAGCACUUGGGAAGUGAUAAAAACGCGGGGCAGGAUCGGUGAUGGUGCUGCUCGUUUCUGGAGAGAUGCAGCUUGUUGACUAAUGGCCAGUAUUGAGACGGCUUCACAAAAAGCCUCUGGUUUUGGAAGCGUUCCCUGCCUUGGCUGUGGCGGGGGGAUGGUUUUAGCGUAGGUGAGCAGGUAGAAGUGCCCGGUGGCCCUGGUAGGUUUGGGAAGGCUGUUUGUGCCGUGCCGGUGGGGGGGGGGAGCCUCCUGGCCGAGGGAGGGUUUCGGGAAAGUGCCCCCUUCGCGUUGUACAGGAUUUUGAAGCUUGAAGCUGUACGCAGAGCCUUGUUCUUUCACUUAAACUUUGCCCCGAAAUGAGUGUUGGGAAAGGAUUUGGCAGGAUUCCCCUUUGGUCGUGUCCUUUCCCUGCAUGUCGUCUGAGUUUCACCCUCUUCUGCCGUAGUUGCACUGACUCAAAGCAGCAGCUUUCGGGAGCAAAUCCCUUACCAGCUUCCACUUCUUUUCCAACUCGACUGUCUGUUACACUUUCUCCGAGCGAGGGCAGCAGGUGAGCAGGCUUAGCCUCUACUAAGGGACACUUGCCAACCCCUUCUCUGGAUCUUGCUGUCUUCCCUUUGUGCUCCGGCCCGAAGCUGCGACUCCAGCUACAGAGGAAAACAGCAACCUUGCAGGAAGCUUUCAAAUUGUCUUAUAAUCAUAUGUCACUUAAUUCCAUGCCAGCUAUUUAGGACACUGUAUCUGUGAGCAGACCACUGAGUUUUCACAAGAGACUUUGAGUCGCAUGCCUCCACUUUUCUUUUUCUUUCUUUUUUUCUUUUUGUUUUUUACACACCCACUGCUUUGCAAAAAGUGCGAGAUGUUUUGAGCAAGCUUCUCUAACCCCAUAUGAGGCAUGGGGCCAAUUGCCUUUGUCUGUGAGUAUUUCUUCUGUUUUUAUGGCAUCCUUUCGGAAACACAGUGAGCCGAUGUGUGGUAUCUUCCUCUGAGAGCGCAAACCGUGCAAAGGUGCUGCCCUUGCAUGUUCGGGCAUGUUGUUGUGACCCAGGCUGGGAUCUCGCCCAAGCAGCAGUUUUAGUCGAGAGUCUGGGGACAGGGGCUGCGGGGAGGUGUUUCUGCCCCGCGCCGGACCGGCUGCGAGCCGGGGCUCGGCAGGGAUCGUCCCUCUGCCGAGGAGGACGCUGCCGCGGCUUGCUCUGCUCGCGGCUCGUCGCCAGCCGGGAGCUACGCGCCCGAGGCGGUUCCUGUCCCCCGUGCCCUGCCCCAGGGAACGGCACUGCUGCUCGUUUCCCUUGGGCUGCUGGCGUUGGCUUUUUGGGAAAGAGAGGGCGCUUCUUGGUGAAACCUCCCCUCCGAGCGGGCGCUGCGGGCUGGCUUUUCUCAAACAGCUUGCACUCCGGCCGCGCCAGCUCCUGCCCAGGAGGGGCCCGUGCUUGCUUGGGAAGCCGCUUGUUUGCCAGCCGCUCGUUCCUGGGCGCCCGCAGCUGCCGGGGAGGGCGGCCCUGCUGCAGCUUUCCGUGCCUCUGCUUUCCUCGUUUCCUCGGAGCAGCGGCUGGCGGCUGCUGGCGGGGUCCCCGGGCACGUCCCAGCGGAGCGCCAUGCCCUGCCCUGGUAGGGAAGAGCAUUGGCCUUCUGCGGCACGGCCCGCGGGCAGCCCUGCUCGACCGGCCGGCCUGAAAUAUUCCCACCAAGGCCAAACGAAAAAUGCUAGGAAUACACCAUCUUUCCCCUCCUCUUCCUUUUCCCUGAACGCCAGCACCUCGGAGCUAUGCACGUCUAAAGACACCUCAUCUCAGAGCUCCUGCCCGUCCCUUUCCCUCCCUGGUUGCCAUCCAGAAGCUUGACAAACAAGACUUUGCAAAAAAAGGAAAAAAAAAAAAAGUGCAAACUCAAGCCAAGGAGUACGAGCGGCCGGUGGCAGCCGGGCCCGGGCAGGGCGCGCGCCGCGCUGCUCCUCCGCAGGCUGGCCUCGCAGCCUGGGUUUUUUGCAUGUUAUAGCAAGGUGCAUGUGACAAGGAGGGGAGUCAGCAAUGGGUUGGGUGGUGGGUUUACUUCAAGCUUUGGGAUCAAAGGUGCGUUCACCUUGUGUUGGGAGAACCUUUACUGUGAUGCCGUUGCGCAGCCCUCCUCCCGGGGGCCCCUCGGGGCCCCCCACGCCGCUCGGACAAAAUCCGACCUCGCUCGAGCCUGCGGCAGCGCAGCUCGGAGCCUGCCCUGCCGCUCCGGGCGGGACCGUAAAGCCCCGCAGGACAAGUGGUGGGUGCAGUGAUGGUGAUUCUAGGUUCUCGAUGCUGAAGGAUCAUAUGCCCGUUGCCUGGAGACUGCCUCCUUUUUUUUUUUUCUUGCUUUUUUUAGUUAUGUUUAAAGACAAAAAAUGGUGAAAAUGUUAUUUAUUGGCAGAAAUUAUUUAAUAUAAUUUCUUUUUUUUGUGAACAAGGAAUGAAUUUGUUAGAACUGUCUUAAUGUAAAUGGGAAGUCAUCUUUAAGGAAAAAAAAAAGUUCAAAAUUGACACAGUC